CAGUACAAGCUUUCCAGUUCCUCGGUUCCUUUACUCUUUUGGGAUUCUUCUUCUUCUAUCCACUUCUUUCCCUACAUACAUUUCACUAGCAAGGAUGGAGGAUGAAGACUGGGUUCUAGUGGAGCCAUCCACAGGGAAUACCAUCAAGGAACCAACCUGGAUGGACUCUGAUAGUCCUAGGCCGUUGAAGGUCACUUUUAGUGGGCCUGCCAAGUACUGGACCGACGCAAUUCCGAUCGGGAAUGGCCGACUUGGUGCCAUGAUCUGGGGUGGCGUCUCAUCGGAGAUUAUCCAGCUUAAUGAGGACACGCUAUGGACUGGAACUCCAAGCGAUUUUACUAACCCUGGUGCUCCAGAGGCAUUAUCAGAUGUUAGAAAGUUUGUUGAUGACGGCCAAUAUGCAGAAGCUACCGCUGCUGCUGCUAAGUUGCUUGGUAACCCUGCAGAUGUCUAUCAAUUACUUGGGGAUAUCAAGCUAGAGUUUGAUGAAUCUCAUCUUACAUAUGCUGAAGAAACAUAUCAUAGAGAACUAGACUUGGAUACUGCAACAGCAAAAGUGAAGUAUUCUGUGGGUGAUAUAGAAUUUACUAGGGAACAUUUUGCAUCUAAUCCUGAUCAAGUGAUUGUGCUAAAGAUUUCUGCAAGCAAAUCAGGGUCUGUAUCUUUUUUAGCGUCUCUGGAUAGCAUGUUAGAUCAUCAUUGUUACAUAAAUGCUGAAAGUCAGAUUAUAAUGGAAGGAAGUUGCCCUGGGAAAAGGAUACCGCCAAAACUGAAGGCAAGUGACAAUCCUAAGGGAAUUCAGUUUUCAGCUGUUCUUGAUUUACAAAUUAGUGAUGGCAUAGGUGUGAUACGUGUUUUGGACAACAAGACGUUGAAGGUUGAAGGUUCAGAUUGGGCUGUGUUGCUUUUAGUGGCUUCAUCUUCAUUUGAAAGCCCAUUUACUAAGCCUUCAGAUUCAGGGAAAGAUCCUACUUCUGAGUCUCUUUGUGCUUUGAAGUCAAUAACGAAUCUGUCAUAUUCUGAUCUAUAUGCACGUCAUUUAGAUGACUAUCAAAAUCUUUUUCGCCGUGUCUCGUUCCAGCUCUGGAAAAGCCCUAAUGUAAUUGUAGGAAAUGAUCUGGUGAUGAAUAAUCUUAUGCCUUCUGCAAAUACCUCAUAUGUCAAAGGGAGCAAAGAUGAUUUAAUUCCAACGGUUGAGAGGAUAAAAUCUUUUCAAUCUGAUGAGGAUCCAUCCUUAGUUGAGCUGCUAUUCCAGUUUGGCCGAUAUUUACUUAUUUCAUGCUCUCGCCCUAGAACCCAGGUGGCAAACCUGCAGGGAGUAUGGAACAAAGAUCUUCAGCCAAAAUGGGAUUCUGCUCCUCACCUGAACAUCAAUCUUGAGAUGAACUACUGGCUAUCCUUGCCUUGCAACCUUAGUGAAUGCCAGGAGCCCCUCUUUGAUUUUAUUAAGUCCCUGUCAAUUAAUGGAAGUAAAACAGCACAAGUUAACUAUGAAACAAGUGGUUGGGUUGUACAUCAUAAGUCUGACAUAUGGGCAAAAUCAUCAGCAGAUGGAACAGAUGUCCUUUCUGGAUUGUGGCCAAUGGGUGGGGCAUGGCUUUGUACCCAUUUAUGGGAGCACUAUAAUUACUCAAUGGACAAGGAUUUUCUUAGAACUGAGGCAUAUCCUCUGUUGGAAGGAUGUGCAUCGUUUUUGUUGGACUGGCUGGUUGAAGGGCAUGAAGGAUAUUUGGAAACUAAUCCGUCAACUUCUCCAGAACAUAUGUUUAUUGCUCCAGAUGGUAAGCCAGCUUGUGUGAGCUAUUCAUCAACCAUGGACAUGGCAAUCAUAAAAGAAGUGUUUUCUUCAAUUAUCUCAGCUUCUGAGAUUCUGUACAGACAGAAUGAUUUUCUUAUUCAAAAAGUGCGGGAGGCUCAACCAAGGCUUCAUCCAACAAAAAUUGCUGAAGACGGUUCUAUAAUGGAAUGGGCUCAAGAUUUUAAGGACCCAGAGAUGCACCAUCGACAUCUUUCACAUCUAUUUGGCCUGUUUCCAGGGCAUACAAUAACCGUUGACAGAAAUCCAGACCUUUGUAAAGCUGCGGAGAAUUCCCUCUAUAAACGAGGAGAGGAUGGUCCAGGUUGGUCAACUGCAUGGAAAACUGCUUUAUGGGCACAUCUGCACAACAGUGAACAUGCUUAUAGGAUGGUUAAGCAUUUGAUUAAGUUGGUGGAUCCAGAUCAUGAGGUAGCUUUUGAAGGUGGAUUAUACAGCAACUUAUUUGCAGCACACCCGCCCUUUCAGAUUGAUGCCAACUUUGGUGUUACAGCAGCAGUUGCAGAAAUGCUGAUGCAGAGUACCAUGAAGGAUUUGUACUUGCUUCCUGCACUUCCUUGGGAUAAAUGGGCAAAUGGGUGUGUGAAAGGACUAAAGGCACGCGGUGGAUUGACAGUGAGCAUAUGCUGGAAAGAAGGAGAUCUCCAUGAAGUUGGUGUUUGGACCAAGGUUGAAAGUUGCAUCCAAAGAUUGCAUUACAGAGGAAGAACAGUGAAAACAAGCAUAUCACCUGGAAUAAUUUAUACAUUUAAUGCACAGUUAAAAUGUGUGAAGGCAAGCUCUCUCUCAUAACUGGCCUUUCAAUUUUGUUGAUCUCUCAAUUGUUAGUUUCUUGAGCAAGUAUCCAAUAAAUCUUCUUGUAUAACAAGAAUUCAUACUUUUGUACGGGUGUGUUUAAUUUAAUAUGAUCUUUAAUCAUAAUAAAAAAAUUAUUUAAUUUUAA
Molecule: messenger RNA, 2759 nt
Organism: Hevea brasiliensis (rubber tree)
Lineage: Eukaryota; Viridiplantae; Streptophyta; Magnoliopsida; Malpighiales; Euphorbiaceae
Product: alpha-L-fucosidase 2
Exons: 10
Coding region: 95-2608 (837 amino acids)
Biological process (GO): carbohydrate metabolic process
Molecular function (GO): alpha-L-fucosidase activity
Source: RefSeq, a predicted model, not a curated record